ACUUCCACCGUUAGAUCCGAGGGCAUCCAUAGUCAGAGGUGAAGCUUAUAUCGAUUGAAAAUAAUGCCCUAGCGAAAACCCGACACCGUCGAGAGCCAUUCCUUCCGACCUCCGAGCUCUGCAUUUCGCUUCCUCGCUUGUUGCCGAGGUUAAGAGCUAUUCGACUGCCGUCCUCCCGUCUCUUUCCCUUCAGCCACGAUUCUCUUCCUUCUUGCCACGAAGGCAAAGAGGAAUCGGGCAAGGCGAUUUUACGUAUAAACCAUCCGCUCUUACAUUUUGUUCUUUAGUCAAGAUUUUCUUUCUGUUUUCUGCGGAGGUAAAGAGGAGUCGGCGAGGGCGAUUCUACAUGUAAGGUUCAUAGAUUGAUGGAGAGGAGUUUGGGAUUGUUGAGAUAAAGCGUUUUAUUGGUGUUCGUCUUUGAGAAUGGGUUCGAAACUCGCAGAAAUUCAACCGAGGGAAACUCAAGUUUACAUGGAUUUGGAUAGAGAAGGCCUUAAUGAUGGAAGAGGUCUAGCAAGCCAUAGAAUAUUCUUGGAGUUUGAGAGGGUCUUGAAGGAGCUUGGUCGGAAAGUCACAGAAGAUUCACUAGUCUUGCUGCCGAAAUUGCUGUCAUUUUUAAAACAUGAUGAUCCUUUUGUUGUUAAACGAUCAAUAACCUCUGGAACAAGUUUAUUUUGUGCUGUUCUAGUUGAAAUAGCAGUCCAGCUUAAUAAAUCCGAUAGGCCUGAAAGGUGGCUCGAAAAAAUGUGGUCUUGGAUGCUACAAUUCAAGGAUGCAGUUUUUGGCAUUGUUUUGGAGCCUGGAUCUGUCGGAACAAAGGUGCUUGCUGUAAAAUUUCUUGAAACUUGCGUUUUAACCUUGACAUCUGAUGAGCAUGUAGGUGAUGCUCCUUAUGAGGAAGGAAAAGAGCGGGACUUCAAUGUCUCAUGGUUAAAGAAGGAUCAUCCUGUUUUUAACCCAGCAGCACUUGCGAUAGAAGCAAACAAUUCUCUUAAGCUCUUACUAGAUUUAUUGCGCUCAGCUGAUUCUCUUCAGGGUUCAUUGACAAUCGCUAUAAUGAACUGUCUUGCAACAAUUGCAAGGAAAAGGCCCCUUCACUACGAUGGCAUUUUGGCAGCCUUACUUGCUUUUACUCCAAAUGAUCAUACUUUAAAGGGUGGGCACGUUGCAAGUGUUAGAUAUUCACUGAGGACUGCUUUUUUAGGAUUCCUGAAGUGUAAUCAUCCAUCAGCUAUUGAGUCCAGGGACAAGCUAGUGAGGUGGUUACGUUCCAUAAGUCCUGGGGAAGCAGUAGAGCAAGUUAUUCGACAAGUCGAAAAAAUGUCAAGAAUGGAGCGCAUGUCUCGGGAUGUUCAAGUUAACAAGGAUGACGAAUUAUCGGGACAAAUAUCAACAUCUAAGGAUUCAGCUAGGAUAUGGUCUGGGACGCAGUUUGAUGACAUUUCUUCCAUUUCUGAGGAAAUGCCACAAAAGAAGAUGAGGUUUAGUUCAACUUAUAUCUCCAUUCAGCCUGUUGAUAAACCAUCUGAUAUGAUGGAUACUCCAGAUUCUGCAAGCGAUUUUCCUUUAAAAGAUGAUUUAUCUCCUGUUGAAAAGAUGAUUGCCAUGAUUGGUGCUCUGUUGGCAGAAGGGGAAAGAGGUUCCGAGUCCCUUGAAAUUCUCAUUUCAAAUAUUCAUGCAGAUCUCUUAGCUGAUAUAGUCUUAGAAACAAUGAAACAUUUACCAAAGAAUUCACUUUCCUCAUCUGGAAUCAACGGAAACUCACGUGUGAGUUCUCAGAUGUCUCCAAGAGGUUCUUUGUCACAUGAAGGACCUUCCUCUGGUACAGUACACGGCCAGCCUCCUAUUUCAUCCCAAAAUGAAUCAACUAAAUCAGUGUCUAGUGAAAUCACUAUGCCAACACUGGAUAUGCCUGCCCUUUCUAACAUUCUUGCCGACUUUAAGCGUGACCCUAGAAGGGAUCCUCGUCGGUUUGAUCCCCGUCUUGCUGUAGCAACAACUGUGCAGUCUUUACCAUUGAACUCUGAGAAAGAUAGUGACUCAAAAAUUGAUCUUUAUCAAUCUAAAAGUAAUCUGAUUUCUUCAUUGGAAGACAAGGCUGCAUGCCCUCUUUCUUCUUUUGCAUCAAAGGAUGAGGACAAACUCCUGGAUAGUACAGUUGAUUCUAAUACUAAUCAGUUAUCUUCCAAUGAAGCUUUAGAAGUUAAGGAUACUGUUAUGGAAGUAGAAUCAUUAACAGAGGCUCAAAUACCUCUCAAAUCACCAAUUUCCACUAUGCAUGCUGUUGAGCUAGAACUGUCAGUUUCUGUCCCUUCAGACGCUACUGUAAGUCAAAGUAUUGAUGAUAAUCCUUUGGAGCCGGAUCAAUAUUCUUCACCUGUGUCCACAACACUGACAUCUGAAGACGCUUCUCAUGAUUUACCCAUGCUUCCAGUUUAUGUUGAGUUAACAACUGAGCAGAAAAAGGAAUUAUCCAAAUUAGCGAUUGCAAGGAUUUUCAAAGAUUGCAAAAAAGUAUGCGCUGUUGCAACUGGUCAACCCUGGUUACCUUUGUUGGCCCGCCUAGUUGCUCAGAGUGAUGCUGAUGGUGAUAUGGUUUCAUUGUUGCAAAGUCAUAUCAUUUCAGAUUGUGAUCGUUUAAAGGGACAUGAGCUCACAAUGCUUGUGCUAUACCAUAUUCAUGCUAUUAUGAUAUCUGAAUCAAAUGAAAGUUCCAACAUUGCUGCGAGUAAUUAUGAGAAAUUUCUACUAUCUAGUGCAAAAGGCCUUAUUGAUUCAUUUUCAGCUUCAGAUAAGUCCUUUAGUAGACUUCUUGGAGAAGCUCCAUUUUUGCCCGACUCUGCAUUGAGAUUUUUGGAGGAUGUUUGCUACUCAAGUGUUUAUGAUCACCUUAAGAAAGAUGCUUUUGAUGGCGAUCGAGCUACUCAGGGUUUGGGUACUUUAUGGAGUCUAAUUUUGAGUCGUCCAUCUAAUCGUUUAGCUUGCUUGGAGAUUGCUUUGAAGUGUGCCGUUCAUGCUAAAGAGGAAGUUAGAACGAAAGCUGUUCGGCUGGUGGUAAAUAAGCUCUAUAUUCUGCAAUAUGCCUCAGAACACAUUGAAAGCUUUGCUAAAAAAAUGCUGUUAUCUGUUGUCAAUCAUCAAGUUUCAGAGGCAGAGUCCCAAUGUACCAGUUCUAGUGGACAGAGAACUGAAGUAUGUAAUCAUGAAUCAUCCUUUGGCGGUUCCCAGAAUUCUGAAAAUGGGGCUUCUGAAAGUGAAACCAUGAGAGACAACCCAGGUUAUUCACAAAAUGUUGUGUUGAUGUCCUCGUCUCAAGCUCAGCAGAAAACGUCAUUGUUUUUUGCUCUCUGUUCAAAGAAACCAAGUCUCUUUAAACUUAUUUUUGAUAUUUAUGGAAGAGCUCCAAAGGCUGUCAAGCAGGCCAUUCAUCGGCAUGUUCCCAUCCUUUUGAGAAAUGUAGGGGAAUCAUCAAAUGAGCUACAGCAUAUAAUUUCCAAUCCACCUGAAGGAUGUGAAAAUCUUAUUACUCUGGUGUUGCAAGUCAUCACUGAAGAAUCUACAGCUGAUGCUGAUCUAAUUACUGCUGUUAAGCAUUUAUAUGAGACUAGAAUGAAGGAUGCUGCUAUUUUGAUCCCAAUACUUUCUUCUCUUUCAAAAGAUGAGGUUUUGCCAAUAUUUCCAAGGCUGGUUGAUCUUUCAAUAGAGAAGUUUCAAGCUGCCUUAGCUUGCAUUCUUCAGGGUUCAGCACAUACAGGCCCAGCUUUAACCCCUGUUGAAGUAUUGAAUGCAAUUCAUGACAUCAAUCCUGAUAAGGAUGGGGUUGCUCUAAAGAAGAUAACGGAUGCUUGUACGGCUUGUUUUGAGCAACGAACAGUUUUCACCCAGCAAGUUCUAGAAAAAUCCUUGAACAGCUUGGUUGAUAGAGUGCCUCUUCCUCUGCUUUUGAUGAGAACAGUUAUUCAAACAAUUGACGCUUUCCCUAUUAUGGUUGAAUUCAUGAUGGGAAUUCUAUCUCGUUUGGUUAGUCGACAGAUUUGGAGGAUGCCAAAGCUAUGGGUUGGAUUUUUGAAAUGUGCUUCUCAGACAAUGCCGCAUUCAUUUAAUGUCCUGCUGCAGCUACCCACCCCACAACUUGAGGGUGCCUUAAAUAAAUAUCCUGAAAUGAGAAUUCCUCUAGCUAGUUUUGCCAAUCAGCCUAACAAUAGAAGCUUAUUGUCAAGGCAAACUCUUGGGAUACUAGGCCUCAGUCCUGAGCAAUAAUGAGCUACCAUGAAAUUGCAGUAUUUCACCCAUCAGAUUCGUGCUGUACUGACCGAUUUAAUAACCUGGCAAGACAGCUAUGAUUUGAACCAUGAAAAGUGCUUUUAAGUUCUCCAAAGAAUGUUCCAAGUGAGCUGCAAGGCAUGGAUGCAAUCAAUAGCUUGGUAUAGUCACCAGGUUUGCCAAGGAACCAUCAAUCAUCAGCACUGCCUUCUGAUUACAACCAUUCUAUGAGGCUCUACUCGGAAUAGUUUCCUUCAGUUAUUCCCCAUUCUGAUCAGAAUUUGAGGGAAUCCUCCAUUGGUGUUUACCAGUUGAUGUAUAUGUAUCAUUUUGUAAUGAUUGUUUCAAUUUUUCUUUUAGAAAUAGUUUGGUAUCUAUGAUUGAAUAUCUUAUAUUCUCCUUUUUUGUAUAGUAGCUAUCAUAGCCUGGUGCUUUGAGUCAGAGAAUAGGGCAUCUUUUUUAAUUGAGGAAUAUUGUAAACAGUGUAUGUCUGUGAUAAUUACACAAAGCCGAUGUUCAUUAGGCACAAAUGUACUAUUUCUUAGCCGGGCUGUGAUAGCUUGGAACUUAGUAAGAAAUGACUUGUGCAUUUUAGUAAGGAAUGGCUUUUGAAUCACUCGGAAACUUUUAUAAA
Messenger RNA from Dendrobium catenatum, 4897 nucleotides. RefSeq lists its product as uncharacterized. NCBI's taxonomy places the organism in Eukaryota, Viridiplantae, Streptophyta, Magnoliopsida, Asparagales, Orchidaceae. The record is from RefSeq and is a predicted model, not a curated record. The transcript is spliced from 28 exons. Bases 424 to 4260 code for a protein of 1278 amino acids.